AUCCUCAGUUUCAAAUCAUUUUCUUCCUGAAAUCAAACUCAAAAACUCUGACAUUCUUCUCCGAUCUGAGAGCGAGAGCCGCCAUUUCUUCUUUCGCGGCUUUCGCUCGUAAAGAUUUACAAGAAAGAGAAAAACAAGAAGGCAUUUGAACUUGCAUUCAUGGGUUUUGGUUCGCUUCUUUGGACAAGCUGAGGUUGGAAUUUUAGAAAUACUCUACUUGGGGAGAAUUGGUGGUGUGGAAUUUAUAACAUGCGCCCGUUUUUGUCGCGCUCGUUAGCUACGAAGGAGCAGAGUAAUGGAAGAGGCAAUCGUGUUCAGUUGUACCUCAAUGUCUAUGAUCUAACGCCCAUAAACAACUACCUUUACUGGUUUGGGCUUGGAAUCUACCACUCCGGAAUUGAAGUACAUGGUAUGGAGUAUGCAUUUGGAGCCCAUGAGUACCCUACAAGUGGAGUGUUUGAGGUGGAGCCAAGAUGCUGUCCUGGUUUUGUCUUCCGACGGUCAGUGCUAUUGGGCAGUACUGAUAUGUCCCGUUCAGAGUUCCGGUUAUUCAUGGAACAUUUUGCUGGAAAAUAUCAUGGGGAUUCCUAUCAUUUGAUUGCAAAGAACUGCAACCAUUUUACUGAUGAUGUUUGCAUGCGUCUCACUGGAAAACCUAUUCCUGGUUGGGUGAAUCGGUUAGCUAGAUUAGUUUCAGGUUCCUUUUGCAACUGUCUACUACCAGAGAAUAUUCAGGUUACAGCAAUUAGGCAUCUACCUGAUCAUCCAGCAUAUUCUGAAGAUGGGUCUGAUUCUAUUGCGUCAUCAGCAGCAGAAGACAGUGAGGAGGACUCAGAUCAUCACCUGCUUGCUUCGCCAAAUGGUGACGUGGCAUUUAUAAAUGAGAGACCAAUGAGGCUUGCAAAGGAGCUUCUAUGAUUAAUCAAACCUUUGUUUCACCCUUGUGCCUUUUUUGUUGUCUGUACUAGUAGUAUAUGAUUUUCAAUUGUAUCGAUAAACCCUUCUGUUUCAGUUCACAAGUCAAUACUAGCCAUAGUUCUUCUCUAAUGGCCUCUUGCGGAUUCUGAUGCCCACAUUUGUUUGUGUAUAGUAGUACAUGUAUCUCUUAGUUUUGUGU
Telopea speciosissima is the source of this 1117-nucleotide messenger RNA. Its product is annotated as deSI-like protein At4g17486. Gene Ontology annotation, biological process: protein deubiquitination. The transcript is spliced from 5 exons. Bases 250 to 918 code for a protein of 222 amino acids. Lineage: Eukaryota; Viridiplantae; Streptophyta; Magnoliopsida; Proteales; Proteaceae. The record is from RefSeq and is a predicted model, not a curated record. Gene Ontology annotation, molecular function: deubiquitinase activity.